This is a messenger RNA of Eriocheir sinensis (Chinese mitten crab), 7087 nucleotides long. RefSeq names its product secretion-regulating guanine nucleotide exchange factor-like. Lineage: Eukaryota; Metazoa; Arthropoda; Malacostraca; Decapoda; Varunidae. Bases 170 to 1363 code for a protein of 397 amino acids. The record is from RefSeq and is a predicted model, not a curated record. The transcript has 8 exons.
CAGAAUCACCUUAAAAAAUCACAAAAGGCGAAAAAUGGAUAAUAAUGGAAGUCGUCCCCGAGUGAAGACUGUCCCCUCGGUAGUAAACACGGAGUUGGUCAUCCAAGGUCGUCACUUCGCCUCGUGCCCUCAACCACGCCCUUAGGAAGAUGUGGCAUUGUGUUUGAGGAUGUCAGCCUUGUAUGCGUGGGGCGCCAACAGCCACGGGCAGCUGGGCCUUGGCUUUGUCAGUGAACAGGUCACUAUUCCGACGCGUGUGGAGGACUUGCCUGACCACAUAAAUGAACCGUCCAUCCGCACGGCUGUGGGCGGAGGUGGCCACACCUUCCUCCUCACAGCUCAGGGCCGCCUCUUUGGGGCAGGAUGGAACGCCAGCGGUCAGGUUGGUGAUGGGACUCAGGUGCGAGCGGUGCCAAUGUUCCAGCUGAUCCGGGGGCUGGAGGGCCACCACAUGGUUGCCGUGGCUUGUGGGUGGGCGCACUCCAUAGCCCUCAGCCAGUCAGGCCAAGUGUGGGUGUGGGGGUCAAACAGCCACGGCCAACUGGGACUUCCCAAGGAUGAGGUGCCUUUCACAAGCCUUCCAAUCUGCCUGGACCUGACUAACGUGGUGAGCGUGUCGGCCGGCCUGCGUCACACGGCGGUGGCCACGCGGGACGGCCGGGCGUACACCUGGGGCCAUGGUCACCGGGGGCAACUUGGCCACAUUGAUAGCGAGGGGCAGCUGGUGAAGCAACAACCCACGCCCAAAGUGGUGGACCAUGUGGAGGGCAAGGUGAUGAGUGUGUCAUGUGGGCAGAGCACCACUUACGCGCUGACGGCUGAGGGUCAUGUCCUGGCCUGGGGCGACAACAAGUGGGGGCAGCUGGCGCAUGACCCAAGGAAUGUUGCAUUUUUCACCUGCCCCCUGACCAUCCCACACAACUACUUCGGCGGGGAGCGCGUGGCCUGGCUGCGGGCCGGAUGGACGCACUGUGUGGCUGGCGUGACCUCGGGGGCCGUGUAUGUCUGGGGGCGGGCAGACUACGGACAGCUGGGGCCCUCGGAGGGGGAGAAGGACGACUCGAGUUCAGACACAGCGGUCAAUGAGACUCUUCACCACAAACGCUGCAGGUACAUCCCAAGCCGGCUCAGCGUCAACAAGAGGAUACGGAUGGUGGUGUGCGGGUCUGAGCAUAACCUGUCCAUGGUGGGGAACGCGGGGGAGGAGAACGCACUCCUCACGUGGGGCUGGAAUGAACAUGGCAACUGUGGGGACGGAACCACCACCAACAUACACCAGCCCCGGGUCAUCUCCCUCCCCGGCCACCUGCAGAUCAUUGGGGCGGGGUCGGGUCACUCCUUUGCCCUGGUGAAGCUGUUCUAGUGUUGGGUCGUUUUUGUUUGUCUUUUUUUUUUUUCUCUCAUCUCCUUUAUUAGUUUUUUUUUGUCCUUUUCUUCCUUCUGUCUCUUCUUUCUCUUCUUUUUCUUUCUUCAUUUUAUUAUUAUUAUUUUUUUUUUUAGUCCUUUUCCUUCCUUCUGUCUCUACUUUCUCUUCUUUUUCUUUCUUCUUCAUCUGUGUCUUUUUUUGUCUUCCUCCUCUUCCUGUCUUUUGUUUUCUCUUCUUCUUCUUUAUUAGUCCUUUUUUCUCCUUCCAUCUGUUUUUUUUGUUUCUUUCUUUCUCCUCUUUAUCCGUCCUUUGUUAGUCUUCUUUCUUCUUCCUUUUUUGUUUUUCCUUGUUCUUCUUUAUCUGUUUCCUUUAUCAGUUCUUGUCCUUCCUCCUUUCAUUUGUUCUGCUUAAGCUAUUUUUGUUUUAUCAUCUUUAGCAAUUCUCCUUCUUCCCUUUUUCCCCUUUUCUGUUGGUCUUUCAGAAGUGAGAUUCAUUACCUUAGCCUCCUCUCCCUUUUGUUUUAGUUUCCCCUUUAUCUCUCGGCAAUUAACUUCAAAGGUAUGUUCAUUAACCCCUCCAACACUAGAACGUCCCAUCUCAGUUGUUCUCGGGACUGACAAGGCCUCGUAACACUGAAACUUCCUCCCCCCUAACUUCUGACUUCUCCCUCUCAUUCCCCCAUUGAUUCAAGACAUGGAAAUUAUUGAAGUCAUUUUAUCUGUUUCAUUUGCUCCCUCAUUCCCCUAUUGAUUUAAGACAUGGAAAUCAUUUAAAUCGUUGUCGUUUUAUAUUUUCCCCCCAUUGAUUCAAGACAUGGAAAUCGUAAAGUCUUUGUCGUUUUAAUUUCCACUCGCUCUCCCUUUCCCUAUUGAUUCAAGAAGUGGAAAUCAUAUAAGUCUUUGUUGUUUCAUAUUCUCCACUUUCUUCCUCAGUCCCCCAUUGAUUCAAGACGUGGAAAUCAUAGUCAUUGUCGUUUAUCAUUUCCACUUGCUUCCCCUUCCCCUAUAGUUUUCUCUGCUGUUCUUUAGCUAUAUGUGUGAAGAUCUUUAAGCAUUCUCAGGGGGAUACGGUCCUCUUGCCCACAGAUAUUGUUUCGCCUAUGGUACACAGUGACGCCAUUUGUUAUUAUUAGAACGUUUGAUGCUAAGUGAACUGACUCGCUUACGCUUCCGAAACUCCUCUUUUAUAUUGUCUCUUAGGGGUUUGUCAGACUAUAGCAAAGUUUUAGAGGGACCUGUCACGAGGGUUCUCAUUUAUUUUUUGUAUACAGAUGUUUGAGUUAUUCUGAAUAUAUUUAACUUUUAUUCCAUAUGGAUUAGCAACAUUGUGUAAUUGCACAUGCAGAGGAGUAGUGUCAGACUGCUGUUGUACUUGACAUUAUCUUUUGUGUGUGUUUGUGUUUGUGUGUGCAUGCAUAUGUGUGUGUUUGUGUGUGCUUGCUUGCAUGCAUGAAUGUGUGUGUGUGUGCUUGCGUGUGUGUAUGUGAGUGUGUGUGUGUGGGCUUAGAAGGAGGGAGAGAUUAAUGGUGCACUAAUCAGUACUUUGUAACCAUGUGUCGUUCAUUGCAGGGAAGAGGUUUGUUUUCAUCAAGUCAUUCUUACGUCUGGAAACUUGUACGGUUGGACCAAUGAGGGUUGCAUCAUCAUUAGGAAACUCGGAAACUCUCAAUUUUUUCUUUGAACAUGAAACCCAAAACUUGUAGGUUAUUAUUGUUUUCAGUUUAUUAUUGCAAUGGUUAUUUGUGAUUAUGCAGCGGCAUGCUGACAAAUGUGACAACAAUAUUGUUGUACAUAACUACAUUUUUCAAUAUAGUAUUCAGCAGACUUCAGAUUCAUGAAGUUGAGAGCUAUUUUCUUAGUUACACAUGUGAACUCGGAAAGUAUUCAUGACAUUUUCAUUCAUACAUGUGCGGGCUAAAAGCUUUAAGGAAUGUCCAGCUUCAAGGAAAGGACAUUAAAAAUUCAGCAGCCACUUCAUCAAUCUCCUCAGCCUUGUUCUCAGCACACCAAAGGCCUUGUAACCCUUGCUCACCAGUGUGUUCAGCAGGGAAAGAAAUUAUCUAGUUUGGUAUGCGUUCCCUGGAGCACACACACACAAGCGGAUCAUCUUGUGCUUUGUCAAGCGUGGUAAUGAUAGCAAAAAUGUCAAAAUGAAAACUCUUAUGUAUUCUUACAAAGAGCACAGACAUGCACAACCAUUGUGUAAAAUUUUGCUACAGUAUUUCAACUUCUUUUGUAGUUUAUCAGCAGCUCUCUGAUUAGAAGUAAGGAAAAUUUUGAUAUGUCAUGACUUGUUUUGUAGCCCGUGAGAAAUUUGGGAAUUAGCUGUAAGGAGUUUUCAUCUCUCAUCUCGGCUGCAUGAUGAGGAGCGGCCACGCUGCUGCCUGUACCUCAGACACGGCACCUUGUUAGCCGCCAAACACCUGUGCCGGCGUGCUGCAGUCAUGGUCCCAGAACUUGAAGGGAGUGUGGCCGUGUGUGGCGUUUGAAGUAUAUUAUUGGGUGAUAUUUUUUAUGCUUUCCAUUGUUCAAGUCUGGGGUCUCCCACCCACUCCUCCACCCUGCUUGUCAUUGUAAAGGAUGUCACGGUGGCUGUGAUGGCAGGCACUAGACUCCUUAGGUGAGGGGAAUGUGCUCUUGCUGCAGGAGUUCCUUGUGUCUGAAUCUCAGGGUUCUGGAGGAUGCAGGGGAAGCUGCCGGCCCUCUGCAUGGAUUGAACAUGUGCCUCCACUCCCACACUACACCACUGUCAUUGUUAGUUGACUUGUCAUAGGAGUUUAAGAAAAGGUUCCCAUCAUGUUGAAAACUUUUCUGGUUUCCUUGUUUUCUUCCUCCCCUCCCCUGCUUUUACCCCAUAAGUAUUCCUCAACUGUCAUUUCAUCCAAUUGUUGAUCUCCCAACCACCUAACACCUUGAUUUGACCUUCAUACACCCUUACCACAUGUCUAAGGUACCCAACACUAUGCUUCCCUCAGUCUGUUUCUUACCUCAUCCAUAUUAACACGUGUCACUGUGGGGCUGGAGGCAGGUUUUCUACUGCACCAGGGCCAUGCAGAGGUGGGCCGACCCCUCGGUGUCCGGACAAGUUAGGGUCCCCUGGCAGUCAUGUACUUGUGUGUUCGUAACAGGAACCUUGGACUGUGUCGUGUUCAUGAUUAGGCCACUGAUGCAUGAUGAGUCUUGUCUCUUUAUAAUGGCUAAGGAAAAAUAUUUUGACUUUGUAUUCAUUCUUGUAUUUAUACAUAGUGUGCCUGCGUGUUCUGUAUGUUUGCUUGCGUGCUUGCCGCUAGCCAGUUACUGUGCUGAACGAGCCCUCUAGCUACUGAUAAGAGGAAAUGUACUUAAAAUACUUUAUUCCCGAAGUAUAUCAUGAUCAAUCUUCUCAGUUGAUCCCAGCAUUGUUUUGGCUUGUACCUGUAAUCAGCACUCCUUUAUAACCUCCAAGUCAUCAUCAAAGGCAGUCAAAGUGGAUUCUUAUGCACACACUUUUUGAGGAAGUCACUGAGGCAUCCACUGCUCUCCCAGACUCUCCCUCUAUCACGUUCAAGCUGGUUCUCUAUGUCUCUUGUCCUCACUCGCUCACUUGAACUCGCCAAUGACCAGAGCCUUGACUUGACCUCCUCAGUCUCUGCAAUAAGUGAGGCAUUCAUUGAGCUUCAUCCUCACUCAUGAAACCUUGAUCUGGCACCUUUGGCAUCUCUUGGUCCUGCUCUGGCUCCGUAAGUGACAGGAGCAUCCCUUCUAUGGUCUCACGUUCCCUGCAAUAAGAAGGUGAGGCGUUCCAAUCUCCCCCUCACUCAUGAACCUCAUUCGUCACUAGUUAUCUCAUCGUCACAUCUGCCUCACCACCACUGUGCUAGUUCUCCAUGUGUUCAGACUCUUACGAUGCCACGUGACCCGUAGUGUAGCUGCUCACUUAGUCAGGAGGCCACGCGAGGGCAUCGUUGGUGUGCCCCACAGCAUAGGUGAUAUAUACCCACUCUAUAUAUACAGACAUAUAUGCUUAUUUUCUCUCCAUCUAUUCAUAGCAGAUAAGUUUACUACAUCCACUCUGUGAGGAUUGUUCAAGAUGUGUUCAGUUGGGAGUUGUGUUCGUGUCGGCCACUCGCCUGUCCCCGGCGGCAGUGACGUCCGAGUAUGUUUUUAUCAUUGUUUUGUAUAAUUGAGCUCUGAAUUUAGUCUAUGAGAGAAAAAGCCUACCAAGAGUUGUUGAGCGUUGAUGAUAGCCCUGCGUGGCGGUGCGCUGCGCCCUGACGCACCGCACGGCUGGUUACCUUCACCCAGGGCGCCCCACCCAGGCAUGUGCUUCUGACCACACACUGCACCUCAGGCCUAAAGGAAGGUGGCAUUGUUCUCUGUGGCAAAUGGUUAUCCUGCUUCCUGUGUAGUUAUUGGCUCGGUCACCUCACUCCCCCUGACCUGUGACCUGAGGUGGGUGUGUCGUGUCCCUGUGUGUGGCGGUGCCUCGGGUGGUCAUUGUUGACCUCAGGAAGAUGCAUCUUGCUGUGGAUAGGAUGUUUUUGAUAUAUAUACAUACACAUAUUUAUGAUUCUCAAUUGUAUGGAGAAACAAUGUAUAAUUUUUUUAGGAAAUUUCAUAACUAUGUUUUUCAAAUGUGCUGCUGGAGCUGUUGACCGGCAGUGGCUUGGUGGCCGUGUGGCUGCCGUUGUCGCAGGUCCUCGAGUCGUGCAUUUGCUGCUCUCCUUGUUUGAGCUGAACUGCCUGUAGCUUUGUGCAGGGAGUGAUGUAACAACCCUCUCACACACGGGUGAAGGACAGGCCCGUGGAUGCCCCAAGACCUCACUAGCACCUCUGGAUGGAGUGACGUGCAUAAAGAAAGUCUCAUCAGGUGUUCAUGUGGUUGGUGAUGCAGCGCCGCCUGUGUCAGGGAACACCUCUGCGGCUCUCCAGGUUUUGCUUCACCAGUCACGUCAUGGCUCCCCGUGGGCACCAAGAGGAGUGUUCACAUCACUCGCUGCACAGUGAUAUUAUCCCAGGCAUCACUAGACAUGCCCUUCCUUGCACUUGUUUGUUUGCCAUAAUUUAGUUGCAUUGCCAUUUUUCUGUGUGCCUGAUUCAAGCUUUAUUCUAAUUUUUCUUACAAGCAGUGUUACUCUGCUCUCAGGUCUCUGCCAGACAAUCCAUGUCAAGUGAUGUUUGCCAUUGAGGACACAUGUAUGUGGACUACCAUUACCUUUGGGCCACAGAUCUGGGUGACAGCUUGGUGAAGGGCCACAAACUUUGGUCAGCCGGCACAUGCAAUAGGGCUGCUUCAUGUGCUGUGUGGCUAACUAUGUACGAUGGAACAACAAGAAUUAACGUGUGGUUGUAGGUGGUAAUAGAGUGCCCCUAAAAUGCCCCUCAGUGGAGUGUAUGUAGCCACCACCACCUCCACCUCCUCCACUGGGUUUUGUGCCUCGGAUAUCAGAGAAAGGAGACUUGUUGAUUUUGAUGCUUUAAAGAGUUUCAAUAAUUUUUCUUGCCACUUAAACUUUGUCCUAUAAGAUACUACUAGAAGUGAAGUGUAUCAAAUGCUCAGUGUGUUUUGGAGACCGGAUUUUGUACUUUGUGCCUCCUGGGUCUUUACAAGGGCAGGGGUUUGGGUCCUCUUAGGCUGGAAGAAGUCUUAGGUCAAUUAUUUUUUUGUGGAAAAGAGAUGGGAACUUUCUUUUGUGACAUUGAACUGUAAGAAGAAUGCAUUUGGGAAUAAAAGGGAAGAGCA